This is a messenger RNA of Podarcis lilfordi (Lilford's wall lizard), 177 nucleotides long. The record is from the annotation of a GenBank genome assembly. NCBI's taxonomy places the organism in Eukaryota, Metazoa, Chordata, Lepidosauria, Squamata, Lacertidae.
AGCUACUACAAGCAUGUGGGACUUAGUUUUAAGACUACCAGCAAAAUCCUAGAUUGCUGUAGGACACGCAUUAUAGAUUCUGAAGCAAAGCAUUCAGAAGGUCUUGAAUCAGCCACCAAAUGGAAGGGAGUGGAGAGAAGCACCUUCAGGAACAAGAAACCCCAGGAUCUACAACUG